Messenger RNA from Malurus melanocephalus (red-backed fairy wren), 3887 nucleotides. RefSeq names its product GC-rich sequence DNA-binding factor 2 (gene GCFC2). Lineage: Eukaryota; Metazoa; Chordata; Aves; Passeriformes; Maluridae. The record is from RefSeq and is a predicted model, not a curated record. Gene Ontology annotation, cellular component: nucleus. The coding region runs from base 6 to 2600 and encodes 864 amino acids. Gene Ontology annotation, molecular function: DNA binding. Gene Ontology annotation, biological process: mRNA splicing, via spliceosome. The transcript has 18 exons.
GAGCGAUGUUCCGCCGUCCCCCGCGCAACUUCCGCGGCCGGCGGCGCGCAGCCUCCAGCGGCAGCAGCGASGACGAGCCGGAGCCGCAGCCGGAGCCGCAGCCGGAACCGGCCGCCGCUCCGUCCCCAGACUCCGGCGCCAGCUCGCCCUCGGAGGCUGAGGGGGAUCCCCCCGCGGGGUCCGGCGAGGAGGGGCCGCUGCCCACCGAGGAGCGGCUGCCCACCGAGGAGCCGGCGCGCAGCCCCCGCGGCCGGGGGCGCAGACCUGGGGCGGGCACGGGAACGGGCCCGGGGCAGCGCCGAGCUGGGGCCGCAGCGGGGCCCGGCAGGGCCGGGAAGGAGCUGCUGAGCUUCGGCAGCGAGGAGGAGCGGGAAGGUGAGGAGGGAUCGUGUGUAUGUGUAUGUGUGUAUGAAGAGUUUUUUGAAGUUAAAAAGCCAUCCUUCAACGAAGUAACUUUUAGAAUUAGAAAGAAGGAAAGUCUACUGCCUGCACAGACAGAAGUUGAAGAAAGCAAGAAAGUCUGUCAGUUGGAGCCUGCAAUUGGCAGCACCAAAGACACUCGUGAAGAGGAGGARGAGAAUGAGGAUGAAACUUAUUCUUCACUGAAUGAGGACUACAACAGCUCAGACUCUGAAAAUGAAUCCACCUCUCCACAGAGGAGGAMGGAUUUAUCACCAGGCAGUAUCCCCAGUGCAGCUCACRUUGAGGCUGCUCGGAGGAAGCGUCACUUAGCCAGAACAGAGGCUGAUUAUCUUCCCCUGGAUGUGUCAAACAGUCCUCAGGUCCCUCAGAGAAGAGGAAGCAGUGAUUUGGAGAGUGAAGAUGAGUCUGAAACAAAGAAUCUUGAUUUUGCUCCUAAAAUGAGAACUCUUAGGCAGAGGAUGACUGAAGAGAUGGUGUCUGUGGGUGAUGGAUCAAGUGACGAUGAAGCCAAGUGGGAAGAACAGCAAAUCAAGAAAGCUGUUAAACUCUCUCAGGAAAUUUGUGAUGAUGCUUCUGUGCAUAAAUAUCAACCAGCCAAACCCAAGUUUGAUACCUCUGUUUCUCUACCACCUGUGAAUCUGGAAAUUGUGAAGAAACGGCUGACUGAAAGGAUAACGUCCUUACAGGAUGUGCACCGUGCUCACCAGAGAGAGUAUGAAAAAUAUAUGGAGGAUAUUGAGAGCUCAAAGAUGUGUGUUCAAGAGUUAGAGAAGUCUUCGGAUGCAGCUCUGAAUUACAAAUUCUAYAGGGCCAUGAAAACAUAUGUAGAAAACCUGAUAAACUGUUUGAAUGAAAAACUGAAGGACAUUAAUGAACUGGAAUGGGCUGUACAUGCACUUCUUCAGCAGCGAGCUGGGAAAGUAUCAAAGCGAAGGCAAGAGGAGCUGAAAAAUGAAUCUGCUUAUAUUCAGCAUGUGACAAGUGGGAAUAACAAACCAACAAAAGGUGGAAUGGAAGGUGAUGGGAAGACACAGGUUCUGGAAAUGUGUGAACAUCGAAGGACUUGCAGGCGGCAGGCGAGGGAGCAAUCAGGAGCAGGAGAUCACCAUGAGGGCUUGUCGAGCGAUGAAGAACUGACUCCCACAGAGGUGGAUGAGUUCCAGAAGAGCAAAAAUAACGUUWUAGAGGAUAGUAGGAAAAUCUUUGAAGAUGUACAUGCAGAUUUUUGUGACAUCAGAAAAAUCCUGUUGAAAUUCCAGGAAUGGAAAGAGAAGUUUCCUGACUCUUACUGUGAUGCUUACAUCAGUUUCUGUCUGCCUAAGCUAUUAAAUCCAUUGAUCAGAGUUCAGUUAAUAAGUUGGAAUCCUCUUGAGAAUUUUACAGAGCUGGAAGAGAUGCCCUGGUUCAGAGCUAUAGAAGAAUUCAGCAAUGCAGAAAAUGUAUCUGAAUCAAAAAGGGAUGAUGAUCACGAUCAAAAAGUUUUGCCUAGAGUGAUUGAAAAAACUAUUCUUCCCAAAAUUACAGUAUUUGUGAAGAGUGUGUGGGAUCCUUUAUCUACUUCACAAACAAGGAAYCUUGUACAGCUUUGCAAUAACAUCUUUGGGAGACAAAUCUUUUCCAAAAAUGACUCCAAUCGAGCCAGAGAGGAUUUGAUGAACACAGUUGUCCUAAGAAUGAAGAAAUCUGUAGAGGAAGAUGUCUUUAUUCCUCUGUAUCCUAAGAGCACUGUGGAAGACAAGUCAUCACUACGYUCAAARUUUCAGGAAAGACGGUUUUGGUCAGCUGUUAAGCUGCUCUCCAAUGUUGUUCUUUGGGAUGGGAUUGUCCAGGAAGACAAGGUCCGUGAUUUGGGACUGAGCAAGUUGCUGAAUCGUUACCUUCUUCUGAACAUCCUAAACACACCUUUAGGGCCAGAUAAUAUAGAAAAAUGUAAUAAGGUGGUUGCAUGCCUUCCAGAAAGAUGGUUCCAAGAUCUUAAAGGUGGAUCCACUCUCCCUGAAUUACUGAACUUCAGCCAGCACUUGCUGCAAUGUGCUCGYACACUACACAAGGACAACCACAGUGAUGAAACAAAAGAAGUUCUUCUCCUUCUGGUGAAAAUUGGAGCUCUGCAUAUUGUGGAAGACUUCAUUGAGGAGCAUAAACUUGAACACCUUAAACCAAUGAUUGGGAAAUAAACAUUUUUGAAGCAACACUUCUAUUUACUGAAACAAGCCUGCUAUUCACACUCAACCAGUUCUAUUGUGAAAUUGAGUUAGUGGAUGCUACCUACGCAAAGAGGUAGUGGUAAUCACUGUCUUAGUGUUAAAUACAUGAGGCGUUUUUUCCAAAUGUCUUUUACUGCCAUCUCCUCCUGGGCUAAGGAGUAUUUACAAGUCACAGUUGUCAAAGCAAUGGCUCAGGCAUUGUAAAAUGUCUAAAAUGCGUGACAGCGCUUUACUGCUGUAUCCUUCUUGGAAGGAAUCCUGGAAACAGAAAGUGCCUGUGAAGUUUGUCACUGCCAGCCAGUAGACAACUUGACAAGUUAUUUUCAGUAUUAAUCGUCAAAUAUCAUUCUGACUCAGCAGUCACUUAGCWCUUCUAACUUGUGGUCCACAAUGAGUUUUUGGUAGGGUUAUUGUUAAGCCAUUCCUAGUGAAAAAUAAUUUAUUAUACCCUUGAUACAGAAACAAGAAGGGCCAGAAUGCAGGUGAGAAAUCAGGAUUUUCAUCAGACAUUGUGAUGAUGAGAACAGAAUAACUUCAGUUACUUUCCACUAACUGGAAUUCUAGAAAAUUCCUUUUGYUCCCCAGUMAGCUCUACAGAACCUUACUUMUUCAUAUUCAUAUUAGAUUUCUAAYGUUWUAUAACUUUGUAUAUUUGCAAUAAAUAUUGUUGUACAAUAACAAGGAUGCUUCAUUGUAAAAACUGUAGUGYAUCACAGAAUCCAUGUUUGUGACUAUUUCUCCAAAAUCUUCUGGGAAGAGAAUUCAGCUCUUGCAGACUUAAUCCCUAUGCCUUMGUUUUGUAUUUUUUUAAGUUAAAAAUAUAUUUUUGUAAAAUAUUUUAAUUGUAAAUAGCUUUGAUAAGUAUUACAGACAAAAGAUAAAUAAUUUGUUUUAUUUUGAAAAUAAAAUACUUCACUGUGGUAAUGACUCUUACAGUACAAUUCUUUGUCGUGACAAAAAYGUUAUUAAGAGGUAUGAAAAAGCCUCCAGCUCCACUAACAAUCAGUAGCUUUAGGAUUGAUGUUGUAAAUACUGCUUUCUAAUAAUCAAUUUCUGUUGCUUUUCCUCUCAGAAUGCCAACAAAAAUGCAACUGCUGCUCAGCAACCACCACAAGCUCAUGAUCUCAUUGCUUUUCACUUGUUCUGCUUUGUCUCAUCCCAGCUUGUCUCUAGCACCAGCCUUGUGCUAUAACAAAACUGUAAUUGGUGUUCCAUCACAAUUUAGCUCUGCAGAUGUUUGUUUCUGGAAGAAAGAUU